Molecule: messenger RNA, 1527 nt
Organism: Drosophila arizonae
Lineage: Eukaryota; Metazoa; Arthropoda; Insecta; Diptera; Drosophilidae
Product: ubiquilin-1
Biological process (GO): ubiquitin-dependent protein catabolic process
Cellular component (GO): cytosol
Molecular function (GO): polyubiquitin modification-dependent protein binding
Source: RefSeq, a predicted model, not a curated record
AUAUUGUUGGCAUUCGACAACUGAGUCCCAGUUGUCAUACAGUAAAACAUAUUCAUUUAUACAAUAAUAAUACAAACACAACAGAUUGAAAUAGACGAUUGCAGCCGUUAGAUUUUCACUAACUUUUUUUUUUUGUUGUUUUCUGUCGUGGAGUCUUCACUCGCCCAGGUCAUGUGCUGCAAGUCCAUCGAUAUAACCGCCAAGACGGGCAGCGGCUCGGCGCUGAUUUCGGUGCGCCAGAACGAGCUGAUUAGCAACCUGCGUGCCCUGGUGGCGGUGCGCUUCGAGCAGGCCAUCGACUACGUGGUGCUCGUCUUUGGCGGACACGUGCUGCGCGACGUGGGCACCAUCGAUAGCCACGGCAUCAUCUCGGGCGUCACGGUUCAUGUGAUCUUUCGCCAGCUAAUUAAGGAGCCGUCCGACGAGCACGACGACAGCAAUGCCAACGGCAUCGACAACGAAAAAAACACUUCAGCUGACACCUCGUCGUCAGCGAACAACCGCAACUGGACUUCGAGAGCCAACGACCUAUUGAAGCCGCUGCUAGAGGAUAUCAACUUAUUGCGCGAUCUGCUGCAGGCGGAUCCGCGCAUCAAGGCCUUGAUCGAUGAGAAUACAACGUUUCGCCACUUUAUGAGCAGUGAUCGCAAUUUGCGUGAUCUCUUCUCCACCAUCUUCAAUCCGGCCAAGGUGCAGGAGCUGGGUCGCAAGCGCGACCUGCACAUCAUGCGCAUGGAAUGGGUGCCGGGUGGCUAUAGCCUGAUGAAUAAGCUUAGCCGUUUCUUGCGCCAGGCACACGAGGACAACGUGGCCAUGAACUACUUGGAGGCGGAGCCAUCCAUCUGCAGCGAUUAUCCACAGCGUGGACGCGAAAAUAGGAUGCCGCUGCCCAAUCCUUGGCGCGUCGAGCCCAAGCCGGAACCGAUCCCAACGAAUACUACUGACAAUGAAGAAUAUACGGUGGAGGAUCUAGCGCGGCAAUGUGAGCGCAUGAUGGAGUCCCUAAAGUUGGGCGACAUCAACAAAACGAUCGAGCUUGCACGUCAACUAAAUGAGAUGGCGGACUCAGCACAAAUUGAACUGAACCCCCGAAUGCGACUCAACACCGCCAAGCAGGGCGAACCACAGCCAGCUCCAGCUGCAGUGGCUGUGGCUAUUCCGACUCGAGCUACUCCGGCUCGAGCCACUGCGGCUAGUGCUGCACCGUCCGCAGCAGCGUCCAUCAAUCUCUUCGACUUUAUGUCCAGCAACGACAGUCGCUGGGAGCAGCGCUACCAAUCGCAGCUGCGCCACCUGAGCACCUUGGGGCACACCGAUCGACAGCGCAACAUCUGCGCCCUGCUGAUGUCCGCUGGCAACAUACAGACGGCUGUCAAGCUUUUGGAGCAGUGGAAUCGCUAGUACACAAUCAUCAAUUGAAUCAAGCAUCUGACAAAUUAACACACUCAUGUUUCACAAUAGUUCUCAAUUUUAGCAUUGGCUCUGUAUCCGUCAUUCGAUAGUCGAAUAAUUGCAAUAGCAUUCAAA